This is a messenger RNA of Enhydra lutris kenyoni (northern sea otter), 2893 nucleotides long. RefSeq names its product synaptic vesicle glycoprotein 2A. The coding region runs from base 470 to 2698 and encodes 742 amino acids. Gene Ontology annotation, molecular function: transmembrane transporter activity. NCBI's taxonomy places the organism in Eukaryota, Metazoa, Chordata, Mammalia, Carnivora, Mustelidae. Gene Ontology annotation, biological process: transmembrane transport; chemical synaptic transmission. Gene Ontology annotation, cellular component: membrane. The record is from RefSeq and is a predicted model, not a curated record. The transcript has 13 exons.
AGCGUGUAUGGGGGGGUGCAGGUCUGCAUUGCCGCUUCCCCUGGUACUCGGAGCAGCAGUCGACGCUGCCGCCAGCCCCGCGCCCGGGACCCCCGCCCGCACCCGGGACUCCCCUUACCCGGGGCGCCCAGGCCAGAUCUCCCGAAGCUUCUAGAAGAAAAGUAGGUGGACUUUCCUGAGUUAUCCUGGCUCUUCGUCUUAGCCCCCACAACCUGGCUCCCCUCUCCUUUCCUAUUCCCCUGCUCCCCAUCUCCCUUCCCCAUGUAUCCAACUGAAUUGGCCAGCACUCCUCACCCUCUUUUCCCCUCCUAGACUUUCCCAUUUUCUCAUUCCGUGGCUAGAGAUAUUUGAACACACUUCAUCUAAGUACCUGGAGGAAGGAGGCUUUCUGACUUCACAAAUCCUUGAACAAAAUCUGAAUAAGGAGCAGGGAGUGGAGGAGGUAUAGUGAAGCAUUCCCAAAGACAUCAUGGAAGAAGGCUUCAGAGACCGGGCAGCUUUCAUCCGUGGGGCCAAAGACAUUGCCAAGGAAGUCAAGAAGCAUGCGGCCAAGAAGGUGGUGAAGGGCCUGGACAGAGUCCAGGAUGAAUAUUCCCGUAGAUCCUACUCCCGCUUUGAGGAGGAGGACGAUGACGAUGACUUCCCUGCCCCUGCUGAUGGCUAUUACCGUGGGGAAGGGGCCCAGGACGAGGAGGAAGGUGGCGCAUCCAGUGAUGCCACUGAGGGCCACGAUGAGGAUGAUGAGAUCUAUGAGGGGGAAUAUCAGGGCAUCCCCCGGGCAGAGUCUGGGGGCAAAGGCGAGCGGAUGGCAGAUGGGGCUCCCCUGGCUAGAGGGAGGGGGGGCUUGGGUGAUGGGGAGGGCCCUCCUGGUGGCCUGGGGGAGGCGCAACGGCGGAAAGAACGGGAAGAACUAGCUCAGCAGUACGAAGCCAUCCUCCGGGAGUGUGGCCAUGGCCGCUUCCAGUGGACACUCUAUUUCGUGCUUGGCCUGGCGCUGAUGGCUGAUGGUGUCGAAGUCUUUGUGGUGGGCUUUGUGCUGCCCAGUGCUGAAAAGGACAUGUGCCUGUCAGACUCCAAUAAAGGCAUGCUAGGACUUAUAGUCUACCUGGGCAUGAUGGUGGGAGCCUUCCUCUGGGGAGGUCUGGCUGAUCGGCUGGGCCGGAGGCAGUGUCUGCUCAUCUCGCUCUCGGUCAACAGCGUCUUCGCCUUUUUCUCAUCUUUCGUCCAGGGUUAUGGCACUUUCCUCUUCUGCCGCCUCCUUUCCGGGGUUGGGAUUGGAGGGUCCAUCCCCAUUGUCUUUUCCUAUUUCUCGGAGUUUCUGGCCCAGGAGAAACGUGGGGAGCAUUUGAGCUGGCUCUGCAUGUUUUGGAUGAUUGGUGGAGUGUAUGCCGCUGCCAUGGCCUGGGCCAUCAUCCCCCACUAUGGAUGGAGCUUUCAGAUGGGGUCCGCUUACCAGUUCCACAGCUGGAGGGUGUUUGUCCUUGUUUGUGCCUUCCCUUCCGUGUUUGCCAUCGGCGCACUGACCACACAGCCGGAGAGCCCCCGCUUCUUCCUGGAGAACGGGAAGCAUGAUGAGGCCUGGAUGGUGCUGAAGCAGGUUCAUGACACCAACAUGCGAGCCAAGGGCCAUCCUGAGCGAGUCUUCUCUGUAACCCACAUUAAGACGAUUCAUCAGGAGGAUGAGUUGAUCGAAAUCCAGUCAGACACGGGGACUUGGUACCAGCGCUGGGGGGUCCGGGCCCUGAGCCUGGGGGGGCAGGUUUGGGGCAAUUUCCUCUCCUGUUUUGGUCCCGAAUAUCGACGCAUCACUCUGAUGAUGAUGGGCGUGUGGUUCACCAUGUCAUUCAGCUACUACGGCCUGACUGUCUGGUUUCCUGACAUGAUCCGCCAUCUCCAGGCAGUGGACUAUGCAGCCCGGACCAAGUUGUUCUCUGGGGAGCGUGUGGAGCACGUGACCUUUAAUUUCACGCUGGAGAAUCAGAUCCACCGCGGGGGACAGUACUUCAAUGACAAGUUCAUCGGGCUGCGUCUGAAGUCAGUGUCCUUUGAGGAUUCCUUGUUUGAGGAGUGUUAUUUCGAGGAUGUCACUUCGAGCAACACAUUCUUCCGCAACUGCACGUUCAUCAACACUGUGUUCUAUAACACUGACCUGUUUGAGUACAAGUUUGUGAACAGCCGUCUGGUGAACAGCACGUUCCUGCACAACAAGGAGGGCUGCCCACUGGACGUGACAGGGACCGGCGAAGGCGCCUACAUGGUGUACUUUGUCAGCUUCUUGGGGACGCUGGCUGUGCUUCCCGGGAACAUCGUGUCUGCCCUGCUUAUGGACAAGAUUGGCAGGCUCCGGAUGCUUGCUGGCUCCAGCGUGAUGUCCUGUGUCUCCUGCUUCUUCCUGUCUUUUGGGAACAGCGAGUCAGCCAUGAUCGCCCUGCUCUGCCUUUUUGGGGGGGUCAGCAUUGCAUCCUGGAACGCGCUGGACGUGUUGACCGUUGAACUCUACCCCUCGGACAAGAGGACCACAGCUUUCGGCUUCCUGAACGCCCUCUGUAAACUGGCAGCCGUACUGGGGAUCAGCAUCUUCACAUCCUUUGUGGGAAUCACCAAGGCUGCCCCCAUCCUCUUUGCCUCGGCCGCGCUUGCCCUCGGGAGCUCUCUGGCCCUGAAGUUGCCUGAGACCCGGGGGCAGGUGCUGCAGUGAGAGGGCCGCCGGGCUUUCGAGGGUGGCAGGCACACUGUGAGGCCAACGGCUCCUUCUCCCUCCCUGCCCUGCCAUCCCGGCCCGAGCAGCCUCACUCCCCACUCCCCUGUGUUCCGUGUCUUAGCCGUGUGUUUGUGUGUGCGUGUGCGCGUGUGCAUGUGUGUGACCCCGUGGGCAGGAACUACAGGGAAGGCU